ACAGGCCACACCACAGCAUCAUUCUGAUAAGCGAAGCGAGUUGCGUUUGUGUGAUCGAUACCCCCACUCCCAGUCUCAGUCUCUCAGAACCACAGUGUGUGUGGCCCUCCGUUAAUGACAAAUUUUCAUCUCAUCAUCAAUUGGGAGUUGGGAGAUCAAAUUUACAGAAAGAUCGAAACAAGGACAGGGGAAAAGGGUGGAAGAAAGGGGAUGCAUGGAUCUUCAAUUUCAACUGAGAAGGACGACGACGAAUCAGAGUUUUUGGUCUAGAACCUCUGCUCCCAUCACAAAUCCCAGGAAACAAAGUCCUUAUCCUUCGCCUCUUAAACCCCAAUCUAAACGAAGCGAUUCCCAACAACCAUCUCCCAGAGGAGACGACAGCAACGACAGUAGCAACAAAGGAGACAGGUCAACGAUAGACUGGAACAAAGCUUGGUCUAGCUUUAGGAAGAAAGGGAAGAAGACUCUUUUUUCACAGUUCAAUCCAGAUAAGUAUGUGAGCUGGAAUCCGACGCGUUCGAAUUAUCCACUGUCAGAGGAGGUUGAUCCCAUCAAGAGAGCAGAGAGGUCAAACCUUAUGUUAUGGACCAGUCCAAGGUUUACUCUCAUUGGGGCCAUUGUUGUAGUCUCAUUUCUUCUGAUCUAUACACUUCUAGCCCCGAUUAAGUGAUUUCAUCUAAUUCUUACAAAGUUGCAUAUGUACUCUUGAGGAUACAAGAUUAUUUCCAAGAAAAUGGCCAGUUUGUAAAUGUAACCAAAUGUAACAACUUCCAUUGUUUCCUAAUUUAUUCUCCCUACUAAAUCUUAGUACUUCAAUGUA
Messenger RNA from Macadamia integrifolia, 820 nucleotides. RefSeq lists its product as uncharacterized. NCBI's taxonomy places the organism in Eukaryota, Viridiplantae, Streptophyta, Magnoliopsida, Proteales, Proteaceae. The coding region runs from base 215 to 670 and encodes 151 amino acids. The transcript has 2 exons. The record is from RefSeq and is a predicted model, not a curated record.